Molecule: messenger RNA, 697 nt
Organism: Ruditapes philippinarum (Manila clam)
Lineage: Eukaryota; Metazoa; Mollusca; Bivalvia; Venerida; Veneridae
Product: N-alpha-acetyltransferase 38-B, NatC auxiliary subunit-like
Exons: 4
Coding region: 48-353 (101 amino acids)
Cellular component (GO): NatC complex
Molecular function (GO): RNA binding
Source: RefSeq, a predicted model, not a curated record
UAUGGAAAUAUUUCGUUUAAAAAAUAUUUCGUUAAUCAUAAUUCAAAAUGGAAGACAUAGCUCACUCGGAAACAGAGGAGGAAUGUCAAGGCAAGAAGUUGUUACGAUCUUGGUUGAAUAAAAGUAUGAAAGUACAGAUGACAGAUGGUAGAACUUUGAUAGGUAUAUUUUUGUGCACAGACAGUGAGAGAAACGUGAUUUUAGGCUCAUGUGAAGAAUAUUUAAAACCUCCAGAUCAAGUGGAGAAGAAAGAAGAGCCCAGAAUUCUAGGUCUAGCAAUGAUCCCUGGUCAUCAUAUAGUAAGCAUACAUGUAGAUGAAGACAGAGGAACUCCUAUGCAAAGUGUCAUGUGACAGGUCAUGUGAUAUAUCACAUGACAGGUAGAAGAUGUCAGCCAUUUUGAAGGGGAUAAAAAGGCUGACACAGUGUUAGGGAAUGACUUUUAAGAAAUUGAGAGAGGUGAAGAGGAAACAUUCUGUGAUAGAAGAGAAUAAACUCUUCAUAUGCUGCAACUGUGCUACAGCCUAAUGUUAAAUACUUGUGUUUUAUUGCAAGUGAAACUUUAAAAUAUGACAUUAUAUGUUAUAUCAAUGAUUUUACGGCAGUUUUGUAAAGGUUAUUAAUGUAUCAGUUUAUUAAUGAAUUAAAAAUAGUACAGCAUUUUUCUUCCUUUUAAUUGAUUUUGCAGCUUAUUAAC